Blastocystis hominis is the source of this 189-nucleotide messenger RNA. RefSeq lists its product as hypothetical. The coding region runs from base 1 to 189 and encodes 62 amino acids. The transcript has a single exon. The record is from RefSeq and is a predicted model, not a curated record. Gene Ontology annotation, molecular function: protein binding. NCBI's taxonomy places the organism in Eukaryota, Bigyra, Opalinata, Blastocystidae.
AUGAAUCCAAAUCGCUCGCUUUUUGAUGUAAUCGCGAUGUACAAUUUUAAGGGCGAUGAAGAAGGUGAUCUCCCCUUUCGUAAAGGAGAUAUUAUUUCUGUUGUUGCUGUCGACGAGUGCGGCUGGUGGACAGGGAAAUUCAAAGGAAAUAUGGGUAUUUUCCCUGCAAAUUAUGUGAAAAGAUUAUAG